GGCGCCGGGCCGAGGAAGGCCCCCGCGGGGCGGGGCGGUCCUCGGCGGUGCCGGUAGCCGGUGCCGCCAUGGCUGGUCGGUGCCCGCUGGUGGAGGACAGCUUCAGCCGGCUGGCCUCGCAGAGCAACGUGUACGGGCUGGCGGCUCUGGAGGGCGGGGAGGGGCCCGGCGGGCUGCUGGCAGCGGUGCUGAAGGGGAAGGUGAUUUACUUCCGGUACCACGACCUACGGCAGCGGCUGCGGCCCGUGGCCAGGGAACUGCAGUUCACCUACAUCCCGGUUGAUGCCAAGAUGGUCUCCAUCGACUCCUUCCCAAAGUUGCCCCCCCAGUGCAGCCUCGUCGUCGGCAUCACCUUCAUCAAGGACUCUGGGGACAAAGCCAGCCCCUUUCUCAACAUUUACUGCAACUACGAGCCCAGCUCUGGGUACAACCUCAACUCUGUGGCGCAUAAUUGCCUCAACCUGGAGCUCCAGUUCACCCUGUUCCAGCUCUGCUACACCGAGGUCUGCAUCGGUGACAAACCCAAGACGGUUUUUCUGCUGAGCAGGAACAAUCUCUCCGUCCGCCUCUACAAGGAGAAUGAAGGCUCACGCCAGUUUGAGGAGCAGCCGGUCCAGCACCUCUUCCCAGAGCUCCAGGACCUGCCCAGCAACGUCCUCUGGCUCGACGUCUGCAACAUCCCCGGCGCCGGCCAGCACAUCACCGCCUUCGGUUGCCAGAGCGGCUAUGUCCGCGUUGCUCGGGUGGACCAGGCCAGUCGAGCAGUGCUCCAGAGCCGGAGUAUCCAGCAGGACGGUCCCCUCUCCAAGGUCCUGGUGUUCCUGCUGCCGUCGGAGCUGGGAGCCGGCACAGCCCAGGACGGUGACGCCAUCGCCACGCAGGGCUACAGCGUCCUCGUCACCAGCACCAUCGAGCUCUCCGUGGUGUACAGGGACAUCUUAACCAACGGACUGGGCAACCAGUUGAUUUUACCGGCCAGUGACCAGUACGACAGCGUCCUCUGCGCACUGGUGACCGAUGUUGACUUUGACGGCGCCUGCGAGAUCUUCCUCGGCACUUAUGAGCAGGAGCUCUUCUGUUACAAAUACACCAGCACCGCAGGGAAUCCGCCUGGCGAAUUCCGGCUCCUUUGGACGCGGCGCUUCCCCAGCCCGCUGCUUUCCAUGCUCUACACCAACCUGACUGCCGAUGGGCUCUGCGAGUUGGCCAUCGUCUGUCUGAAGGGGCUCCACGUCCUGCAGCAGCACAGCCUGGAACCGAUGGCCUGGCGCAUCCUGGAGCGGCUUCAGGUGGAAGCGGAGCGCCGAGCCUGGUGCGGGGUGGUGGUCGAGUGAUCCAGCUGCGAAAGAGGAUGCCGAAGACGACGCUGGUAUCCCCCGGCCUCGAUGGUGGCGAGACUGAUGCCAGCUUGCAUGUACCCCAACCUGUCGCACCCCCCCCCCCCCCGCCAAUAAAUGUGUGCCCGGCGUCCCACUGCC
Molecule: messenger RNA, 1478 nt
Organism: Harpia harpyja (harpy eagle)
Lineage: Eukaryota; Metazoa; Chordata; Aves; Accipitriformes; Accipitridae
Gene: KPTN
Product: kaptin, actin binding protein
Biological process (GO): actin filament organization; cellular response to amino acid starvation; negative regulation of TORC1 signaling
Cellular component (GO): KICSTOR complex; actin cytoskeleton; lamellipodium
Molecular function (GO): actin filament binding
Source: RefSeq, a predicted model, not a curated record